AGUGGCCCCGUCGCACCAGCUCCCAGAUGGAUUCACCGCCAUCCAUCUCGGCCGCUUCUCCUUCCCUUCGCUCUCCCUCCUCCCAUGCCGGAAGCCGGCGACGAGAAGCCACAAGACGCCGACCCGGCCGCCCUCAGCCGGGAGCUCAUGGACCUCGAUCUCUACCUCGACGGCUCCCCCGGGUCGUUCGAUCCCAUCGCCAUCCUCUCCAGCCCGCCUUCCUCGUUUCUCCUCUCCUCCUCCUCUCCUUUCCCGAGCCUCACCCAGCUUUCCUUCCCCCCUCCACCGUCUCCUCUCUCGAUAUUCGAGGAUGGAGCCGCCGAGAUCUCGAGCUCCCUCGCGGACUGCCCCCGAUUCAUCGACGCUAAUGCUGAUGCGACGCAUGGGAAUGUUAAUGCGAACAGUAGCAAAGCAAGGCAGCUCCCAAUGUCAGCAAUGAAGGAGAAUUCUGAUGCUUCGUGUGUGAUAAAGGAGAGGAUGAUGCAGGCACUGAGGUACUUCAAGGAAUCAACAGACCAGCAUGUACUGGUUCAGGUUUGGGCACCGGUGAAGAAAGGGGAUCAGUGUUUUCUCACCACUUCAGGGCAACCCUUUGUUCUUGAUCCUCGGAGCACCGGGUUACUUCAGUACAGAACAGUUUCUCUGACGUACAUUUUUUCAGUUGAUGAAGAUAGCGGUGGAUAUCUGGGGCUUCCAGGUCGGGUUUACAGGUAUAGACUGCCUGAGUGGACACCCAGUGUGCAGUACUAUAGCAGCAAGGAGUAUCUACGCCUUGCCCAUGCCCUCAAUUACAAUGUUCAAGGGACCUUGGCCUUGCCAGUUUUUGAACCUUCUGAUCAGUCUUGUGUUGGUGUGGUUGAACUUGUAAUGACUUCACAGAAGAUCAAUUACUCUCAUGAGGUUGACAUAGUCUGCAAAGCUCUCCAGACAGUAAAUCUGAAAAGCUCUGAAAUCUUGGACCAUCCAAACAUUCAAAUUUCUAAUGAAGGGCGCCAAGCAGCUCUGGCUGAAAUUCUGGAAAUACUAACUGUUGUUUGUGAAGCACAAAAGUUACCUCUGGCUCAGACCUGGGUUCCAUGCAAGCAUGGUACCAUCCUAACACAUGGUGGUGGUCUGAAAAAAAAUUGUUCAAGCUUUGAUGGAAGUUGCAUGGGACAGGUGUGCAUGUCAGCAACUGAUAUUGCAUUUUAUGUUAUUGAUGCUCACAUGUGGGGAUUUAGGGAAGCUUGUGUAGAACAUCAUUUACAAAUUGGGCAAGGAGUUGCUGGCAGGGCAUUUGCAUUACGGAGGCCAUGUUUUGCAGAAGACGUUGCCAAGUUCUGUAAGAGUGAGUACCCCCUUGUACACUAUGCUUGGAUGUUUGGAUUGGUUGGCUGUCUUGCCAUAUGCUUACAAAGUACUCAUUCAGGAGAUGAUGAUUACAUAGUGGAGUUCUUCCUUCCACAAGACUGCAAGAAUCCUGUUGAGCAACGGGCUUUAUUAGACUCUAUUUCAACCUUGAUGAAAAAUUGUUUUCGCAGCUUGAAAGUUGUUAGUGAUUUAGAUCUCCAAGAAGGAAUAUCUUUUGAAGUCAUUGACAUGUUUGCAUAUGAGAAUCAUGGAUGUGAACCUAAACAUAUCUGCAGUCAAAAUUGUGACGCUUAUGUUCAUACAUCCCCUGAAACUCAUAUCCCUGAGGGCCAUGAUGAUUCACAGAAUGAGGGAAAUGCAACUUCCGAUGCACUUAAGCAACAUUUGCCUCCACAUGCAAAUGCUGAGAGGGCCAGCAACAUACAUUUUGUCUCAGGUAUUGGUGGGGCAUCUAGUUCUUUAUUGAGCAACAAAAACAAUGGAGCUCCAGAAAAGAGUGGCAAAGCAGAGAAAUCGUUCAGUUUAGAGGUUCUCCAACAAUACUUCUCUGGGAGUCUGAAAGAUGCUGCAAAGAGUCUUGGAGUUUGUCCCACUACAAUGAAGCGCAUCUGUAGGCAACACGGGAUUUCCAGAUGGCCAUCUCGUAAGAUCAACAAGCUUAACCGCUCUCUUUCCAAGCUGAAACGAGUGAUGGAGUCAGUUCAAGGUGCAGAAGGAGCAUUUAAUUUGUCUUCUCUUGCAUGUCCUCUUCCUGUUACUGUUGGUUCCAUCUCUUGGUCUGUUAAUUUGGAUGAAUCUAAAGAGAGCAAAGGUGCUGUGAAAGAUAAUGUUUCAUCACCACAUAAAACACCCGAAAGAGAUGAUCAGCAUGACAAACUUUUGGCUCAACUAGAACUUGGUCAUGGUCUUCCCAGUCCAAAGGCAGAACCUGGUAAAGACUCUCCUUGUUCGAAAACAAAAAGUUCUUCAGAAGGGAGCGUAGAGACCCCUGCUUCCCAAGGUUCAUGUCAUGGAUGUCCGGUCAAUAAAACCUUUUGGGAUAAUGCAUCUCCUCUCUCCAACUUGAAACAAGGAACAGUUGUUACUGAUCCUUUGGAGUUCACACUACAAUAUGCUGGUGGUCCAAACCUGCCUUCAAUAUGCUUGAUGCCUGGCGUUAAUGUGGCAGAGCCUCAGCCGCGGCUUUCUAGGAUGCUGAUUGAAGAUUCAGGAAGCUCAAAAGAUUUGAAAAAUCUCUGCAGUGAUGCAGGGGAGGGUUGUGAAGAUGAACAUGCAAUGGCUGCUGAUCCAUUGCCUCCCAUGGUCAUGCACGAAAUGAAAACGGUUACCAUCAAGGCAAGUUACAAAGAAGAUAUAAUUAGAUUUCGAUUGCAAAUCACUGCUGGCAUCAGUGCAUUGAAAGAUGAAGUUGCAAAGAGGCUGAAACUUGAAGUGGGCACAUUUGAUAUCAAGUAUCUGGAUGAUGAUCAUGAGUGGGUCAUGCUGGCUUGUGAUGCAGACUUGGAAGAGUGCAUAGAGAUAUCAGGAUUAUCAGCUUCACAUGUGAUCAGGCUGUCAGUUCAUGACAUUGUGCCGAACCUUGGAAGUUCUUGUGAGAGUUCAGGAGAUUGAGCAACAGAGCUCUGUGGCUCUGUCGUUCAAGUGUACAUUUUUGUUUUGUGAAUUAUCUCAAGUUGCAUCAAUUUUUGAAGGAUCAGAUAGCACCUGUAAUAUACGUGAAAAGCUCAUUUAAAGUAAAUUUCUCUUAAGUUUUUGAUGGAACUCUAAUAAAUAUGGACUUUUUUUGUUUUGUGGAA
Phoenix dactylifera (date palm) is the source of this 3146-nucleotide messenger RNA. Its product is annotated as protein NLP3. The record is from RefSeq and is a predicted model, not a curated record. Lineage: Eukaryota; Viridiplantae; Streptophyta; Magnoliopsida; Arecales; Arecaceae. Gene Ontology annotation, molecular function: protein binding; DNA-binding transcription factor activity.